Messenger RNA from Gastrolobium bilobum, 708 nucleotides. RefSeq names its product bidirectional sugar transporter SWEET4-like. Bases 1 to 708 code for a protein of 235 amino acids. Gene Ontology annotation, molecular function: sugar transmembrane transporter activity. Gene Ontology annotation, biological process: carbohydrate transport. Lineage: Eukaryota; Viridiplantae; Streptophyta; Magnoliopsida; Fabales; Fabaceae. The record is from RefSeq and is a predicted model, not a curated record. Gene Ontology annotation, cellular component: membrane. The transcript has 4 exons.
AUGGACUAUAUUUUUUUGCUUUUGGGUUUAUACCUAACCUCAAUCAAGCCAACUUUUAUUGGAAUAAGCAAGAAAGGAUCAGUGGAGCAGUACUCAGCAGCACCAUACCUAGCGACGCUCGUGAACUGCAUGGUUUGGACCCUUUAUGGUCUACCCAUGGUGCACCCACACAGCCUGCUGGUGGUAACCAUCAAUGGCUCAGGGUGUGUCAUUGAGAUCAUCUAUGUGACCCUUUUCUUGAUCUACUCUCACCGCAGCAAGAGGCUCAAGGUCCUCCUCUGGCUCGUCGUGGAACUCAUUUUCAUCGUAGCUCUCACCGUUAUUACAUUAACUAUGGCCCACACCGUCAAGGAACGCUCUUCCAUUGUUGGAACCACAUGCAUUCUCUUCAACAUUAUGAUGUAUGCUUCGCCCUUAAUGAAACUGGUGAUCACGACCAAAAGCGUUGAGUAUAUGCCAUUUUUCAUCUCUCUAGCCUCCUUUGGAAAUGGCGUGGCUUGGACAACUUACGCUCUCAUCCGUUUCGACCCAUUCAUCACUAUACCAAAUGGGCUUGGGACAUUUUUUUCGGUGGCUCAACUGAUUCUGUACGCCACCUAUUACAAGUCGACGAAGAGGCAGAUUGCUGCAAGGAAAGCCAACGGAGAGGUGGAUCUGACACAGGUGGAGGUUGCUGAUAGUGGCCAAGAAUCCAAGCCAAAUCAUUGA